UGACCGCGUCUCCAAGAGUGACGUGGUCACGCGCGCUCCCCACCUGAACCGGCGCGGGUCCGAAGCAGCCAGAGCUCUGUUUUCAUUGCCGCAUUCCGGAGGCAGUCGCAUCGCGCGCGCCGCCCGUGCCAUACGCACCAUGCUGUCUCUACUGAUCGUUGCCGUCCUCGCCGCCGCGGCCGCCCAGAACGACACCGACCCCCCGCCGCCCUUAGCACGUCGCGAACAGUUCCGCGUCAUCUACGAAUGGACCUACAUAGACUACGAGUGGCCAUCCCCCGAAGAGCGGGAUGCCUCCCUCAAUACCAGCCGAUACAUACCGCAAAACGUCCUAAUAUCUGGCAUAAACUUCUACGGAGAAAACCUAUUCCUGACGAUGCCGAGGAUGCUGGACGGAGUGCCGGCGACCCUGGCGACCAUCCCGGUGCGCCCCACCAGCACGGCGCCGAAGUUGCAACCAUUUCCUAGCUGGAGCGAUAAUGCAGUUGGUAAUUGCAGUGCCUUGCAAUUUGUGCAAAAUAUUGAAAUCGAUCGGAACGGCAUCAUGUGGAUCCUGGACAACGGCCGAAUCGGAACCCUCACUCCCAAACCGAGCACCAAGUGCCCGCCUUCUAUUGUUUUAAUCGAUCUUAAGAGCGGUGACAAUAAAAUGGAGCGUAUACCGUUUUCCCCCGAUGCGGUGAACCCACUCAAUACUUAUUUGAACGACCUGGUGGUAGACAACCGGGACGGGGACUACGCUUACAUCACAGAUAAUAGUGCUGUCGAUCCGGGCAUCAUAGUUUUUCGGCGUAGUGACAAGAAAUCGUGGAAACUUCGCGACACCCGCUCUAUGACUUCAGUAACAGGAGCUACGCUGUUCCGCAUCAACGGAACUUCCGUUAAUCUUCCCGUGAACAUCGAUGGCAUCGCUCUCGGACCACAGUUCAGGACGAUGGAUGCUAAAAUCGACAGAACAGUGUACUACAGCCCGCUUUCCAGUUUUCAUCUAUAUGCAGUUAACGCUUCAGUUUUACGCAACGAAUCGCUCGGAACAAGCGGCGACAGCAGCGCGCUGCGACCCUACGUCGUCGACGUGGGGGUGAAAGCUUCUCAGACUGAUGGCAUGAAAAUGGAUUCUAAAGGCCUCUUAUUUUACGGUUUGAUUGGUAAUUCAACGAUCGCCGAGUGGAAUUCAACAUACGAUUUUCACGUGGGACAACGUACUAUCGCCCGAGACCCCACAUUCAUCCAGUGGGUCGACCGUUUUGCUUUCGACGGUAGCGGCAACAUCUACGUGGUGGUGAACAGGCUCUUCAACUUCGUGAAACAGCAGGUGUCAACGAGCGAAGUAAACUACAGGAUACUGCGAUGCUACACGGGAUCGAAGAGUUACGUGUUUGGAGAAAACCUAUCGACCGAGCCUGAGUAUAACGCGGCAGCGUUUCCAACUCUGGCCAUAUCUAUGUUUAUGGUGAUGUUCGCGCACUUGCUCGCCUAGUGCGCCAGCUCGGUCGCGGUCCCGGGCCGACCCUGACCCUGAAAGCCAGUGAAUAAUUACGUGACGCUCGGACUGAUAUGAUGCGUAACAUAACCAAAAAUUAAAAGUUACCUUGACCGCUGAGUCAGAACAGUGAUAAUGCUAAUAAAUGUUAGUUUUAUUUGGAGAAAAGAAAAGUUAAAUUUGUAUUAGGUACUCGUAACUGCGUGACCUUUUACCUACAGGAUGCAGUUGCGCUGAACUGAAGAUGAGACUAUGGUUGUUCAAUGCAUGCGAGGCGAUAGGUCGAGGUCGCUUACCAAAUGCUAUACCUCUAAACAAUAUACAUUCCAAGUCUCAAUAGGUGCACCUUCGUGUAACUAUUUUAGCCAGUGUCUCUUAUUAAAUUAGCGCUUUGAUUUAAUUAUGGAGAACAUAAACCAAAAAAUUAUAAUCUCAGUCAAAUAAUUACGUAUUGAGCCACCAUAUGUAGAAAUAUUUUAAUUAUGGUUUUAAACCUGUCAUUAAGUAAUAUAUUUUAAAAAAAACGUGAACAUAAUAAGUAAAAAAAAUACUAGGGAAUGUUUUAACGAUAGCUUUACAAUAUGCGUUUAGAUGACAUACGUAACAUCUUCAAAAAAUCGGUCUGAACCAACACAGGGUAAUUUGAGAAAUAUUUUUUUAACUACUGAAGUUCUCGUUUAAUGUUCCCUAAAUUUAAAUUUUGUUACCAAUGUAAUUUGUGAUUAGUCUUACGUUUAAUUUAAAUUGUUUAAUGAAAUAUUCAUAAUGUGACUAAAUUGUGAGACAGUAGUGUGAAUGUGGGGUGAUUGAAAUUAAAUAAACGUGUUUAUCAAUU
Molecule: messenger RNA, 2318 nt
Organism: Plodia interpunctella (Indianmeal moth)
Lineage: Eukaryota; Metazoa; Arthropoda; Insecta; Lepidoptera; Pyralidae
Gene: Y-b
Product: protein yellow-like
Exons: 1
Coding region: 140-1480 (446 amino acids)
Cellular component (GO): extracellular region
Source: RefSeq, a predicted model, not a curated record